AUGGUCACAAUCACACAUGCCGAGACGAAGGAUGUACGGUUUCCGACUUCUCUCGACAAGACCGGUUCCGAUGCCAUGAAUGCAGCAGGAGACUAUUCCUCAGCAUACUGCAUCCUACACACCGAUUCGGAAUUCAAAGGCCAUGGCAUGACCUUCACGAUCGGCCGCGGCAACGAAAUCGUCUGCACCGCCAUCGCCCACCUCGCCGACCGCAUCAAAGGCCGCACCCUCGAAUCCCUCGUCGAGAACUGGGGAAAAACAUGGCGCCACCUCGUCAACGACUCGCAACUCCGCUGGAUCGGCCCCGAAAAGGGCGUUAUCCACCUCGCUCUCGGCGCCGUGGUAAACGCCAUCUGGGACCUGUGGGCCAAGACGCUGGGCAAACCCGUCUGGCGCAUCGUUGCAGACAUGAAACCGCAGGAAAUCGUGUCGUUGAUUGACUUUCGAUAUAUUACUGAUGCGCUCACACCCGACGAGGCGUUGGAGAUCUUGACAAAGGCAGAGAAGGGGAAGAAAGAGCGGCUUCAGGAGGCGCUCAACUCCCAGGCUGUGCCGGCGUACACGACGUCAGCGGGCUGGUUGGGCUACGGCGAAGAUAAGAUGCGCGGCUUGUUGACGGAAACGCUGUCCAAGGGGUACCGCCACUUCAAAUUGAAGGUUGGGAGCGACAUGGAGCAGGACAAGACGCGGCUGCGCAUUGCGCGGGAGAUUAUUGGAUUCGACAAGGGGAAUGUGCUCAUGGUCGAUGCGAAUCAGGUGUGGAGCGUUCCCGAGGCGAUUGAGUAUAUGAAAGAGUUGGCAGAGUUCAGGCCCUGGUUUAUCGAGGAGCCGACGAGUCCUGAUGAUGUCCUUGGCCACAAAGCCAUCCGCGAAGCCCUCAAGCCCUACAACAUCGGCGUCGCCACGGGCGAAAUGUGUCAAAACCGCGUAAUGUUCAAGCAAUUCCUCGCCUCCUCCGCCAUCGACAUCUGCCAAAUCGACGCCUGCCGCCUCGGCGGCGUCAACGAAGUCAUCGCCGUGCUCUUGAUGGCUGCUAAAUUCAACGUCCCCAUCGUACCGCACUCGGGCGGCGUGGGCCUGCCCGAAUACACGCAGCACCUGAGCACCAUCGACUAUGUGGUUGUUAGCGGCAAGAAGAGUGUGUUGGAGUAUGUGGACCAUUUGCAUGAGCAUUUUGAAAAUCCGAGUAAGGUGAAAGAGGGGUAUUAUGUCACGCCCAUGGAGCCCGGGUAUAGCGUAGAGAUGAAGGCGGAGAGUAUGGAGAGGUUUAGUUACCCUGGUGGUGAAGGCGGAUGGUGGAAGAGUGAGGAGGCAAGACCGAUUUUGGAGGGGGUGAAGAUUUAG
This is a messenger RNA of Parastagonospora nodorum SN15, 1344 nucleotides long. RefSeq lists its product as hypothetical. The transcript is spliced from 5 exons. Bases 1 to 1344 code for a protein of 447 amino acids. Gene Ontology annotation, biological process: amino acid catabolic process; carbohydrate catabolic process. Gene Ontology annotation, molecular function: magnesium ion binding; L-fuconate dehydratase activity. Lineage: Eukaryota; Fungi; Ascomycota; Dothideomycetes; Pleosporales; Phaeosphaeriaceae. The record is from RefSeq and is a predicted model, not a curated record.